Molecule: messenger RNA, 1329 nt
Organism: Suillus fuscotomentosus
Lineage: Eukaryota; Fungi; Basidiomycota; Agaricomycetes; Boletales; Suillaceae
Exons: 4
Coding region: 1-1329 (442 amino acids)
Source: RefSeq, a predicted model, not a curated record
AUGAACGCGGCCUCUGCCACCGAGCACAACCGCAGUGACCGUCGUGGUAGUGACUUGCUAACCGAUUUUGAACACCUCAGUGAAUCGCCAGUGGGUGUGUCGUCGGACGCCCUCGAGGUUGAUCGGUUCUUCAACUUUGGAUCAAGCCGUAGUACUCAUCCUGGGGCCGUUGGUCACAAUCCUCAUCAUCAGCUCCCAUGGAUGAUUGGUUCCAGUGGGCAGUGGCCCCCCCAAACCAUGAUGAUGGGACUCGGACAUGAUCAUCCUUACCAUGACCAUCAUCACAGAGGAUAUCAACAUCACUCGUUGUUCCCGCCGCCGCCUGUCAUGCCAACGGGUCAGCCGUCAUCGGCUAAUCAUCAUCAGCUCCUGCCUCCUCAAUCCCCGAGUCUCCAAGUCAUUCCAACUUCCUUUAGCGCUGUAUGGCCCAAAGAGUGGCCAUCGCAAGAUCAACACUUCGCCCCCAGCUUCAAUGAUAACCCCAUGCCAAACUUGAAUGAGCCAUCGCCGCGGCCCGCUCUGACGGUGCCCGAGCUCACCCAGCCCAUGAUUCCAAAUAAAACUCCCAUGGCUCCCAAGCGGGAACGUGUCACUAAAGUUAAAUCGCGUACAUCCCGCCGGCGCCUCAUGAAGGCCAAAACUAUUGUUGACUCAGACGAAGACGAGAAACCUGUUCAGGAUUAUACGUUUAUACCUUCAAACACUGGCGAUUUUACAUCAGCUCUUCGAGAGCAGAUGAGAUUUACCGUUUUCAACGAAUCGCUGUUACCUACAACGGCGGAAAUCGCUUCUAUGGUGAAAAGGUCUUGGGAAACUGCAAUCAACAAUCAGUCAGCGGAACUUCGCGACUGGGCCCAAGACUUUCGUCGUUCCCAGGAAAAGGGCCUCGCAAACAUAGUUGAUUCCAUCCGAAGUGACAUGAAGGACGUCGCAAGAUUAUUUGUAUUUUUUAGAUUCGACCUACAAACCUAUCAGGUGGCCGUCACGCAUCUUAUCAACCGCGGGGAUCGAGUAUUGCACUUAACAGCAGAUGAUUCGAGAUUUCUCGACGUCACGCUCACGAUCAAUGGGCGCACAAUUGUCAUUCCCUUUGGCAACCCAGCCGUCAUGGCUUACAUCGGGUAUCUGCUGUAUGACAGCAGGUACCAGUAUCAUCGCUACAUUAGCGGCCACCCGGCUCCAUCGCCUCAGGCUGGCCCGCCGGAUGUAUCCGCGCUCAGUGUCGAGAAGUUGCGACCAUUAUUCACGAUGACAGCUAUUCUCUUUCGCUGGGCCUUAGAAGAGCGGAAAACAGGUGCAGUGAUCGACACCGAAUUGUGGGUUCAAUAA